This is a messenger RNA of Pungitius pungitius (ninespine stickleback), 3069 nucleotides long. It is a transcript of the gene rnf14, whose product is annotated as ring finger protein 14. The record is from RefSeq and is a predicted model, not a curated record. The coding region runs from base 147 to 1589 and encodes 480 amino acids. Lineage: Eukaryota; Metazoa; Chordata; Actinopteri; Perciformes; Gasterosteidae. Gene Ontology annotation, cellular component: ubiquitin ligase complex; cytoplasm. Gene Ontology annotation, biological process: ubiquitin-dependent protein catabolic process; protein polyubiquitination; positive regulation of proteasomal ubiquitin-dependent protein catabolic process. The transcript is spliced from 9 exons. Gene Ontology annotation, molecular function: ubiquitin conjugating enzyme binding; zinc ion binding; ubiquitin protein ligase activity.
UUUUGUUUGAAUGAAUCAUGUUAAGCGUGUAGUUCCUUUACCGACCGACAGGCCGCGCUGUCCCGCCCACUCACGGUGCCUCCGGUACUGAACCGGUCAGAGGGCAGGAGUCACAAGGACUUGGGGGUUCUGAAAAGGAAUGUUAAAUGUCCGAGGACAAGGAAGCCCAGGAGGAUGAGCUGCUUGCUUUAGCGAGUAUCUAUGAUGAUGAAGAAGAGUUCCGCCAGGCGGAGUCGGCUCAGGGCGGAGAGAUCCAACUCUGUCUGGAGCUCCCUCCGGAUUUCAAAGUAGUAGUCAAAGGAGAGAAUCCGACUGAAUAUAAUGUCUGCUUCUUGCCUCCGCUGGGCCUCAACUUUGAGCUUCCGGCAGACUAUCCAUCUACAUCCUCGCCAGUCUUCACUCUUAGCUCUAAAUGGAUGACCAGGGCGCAGAUGAGCUCUCUGUGCAGACGUCUGGAUGAGCUGUACGAGGAGAACCAAGGAUGUGUGAUUCUUUUCACGUGGAUCCAGUUCCUCAAAGAGCAGGCUCUGGACUUCCUGGGCAUCCAGUCCCCUCUGGAAGUCAUCAAGGGCGUCAGUAAGGCAGGCGGUGAGCGCAGGAAGGCUGACCCGCCGGCCACAGCUCUGAUGCAGUGUGGGAGUCAUUCUGAAGCUGCGGAGGAGAGGAAGAGAGACACAAAGAAGGAAAAGUCUCAACCACAACAUCCGGUGGAUCCGCGCGCCGUUUUGGUGAUGGACCCGCGCGCCGACCUCCUACCUCAGCUGCUGGACUUUGACGAGGAGCAGCGGCAGAAGGCGUUCGACAGCAAGGUGUUUGGCUGCGGGAUCUGCUUUGUGGAGAAGCUGGGCUCCAGCUGCCUCUGCUUCAAAGAGUGCCAGCACGUCUACUGCAAGGCCUGCAUGACCGAGUACUUCCAGAUCCAAAUACGGGACGGCAACGUUCAGUGCCUUAAUUGCCCUGAGCCCAAAUGUACCUCCAUGGCCACACCAUCGCAGGUCAAGCAGCUGGUGGACGAGGAGCUGUUUGCCCGUUAUGACCGUUUGCUGCUCCAGUCCAGUCUGGACCUCAUGGCCGACGUGGUCUACUGCCCCCGCCAAUUCUGCGCCACCGCUGUUAUGGUGGAGCCCGACUCCACCAUGGGGAUCUGCUCGGCGUGCCAGUACGCCUUUUGCACGCUGUGCAAGCUGGGCUACCACGGGCUCUCCCACUGUAAAAUCCCUGCAGAGGAAUUGCGUAACCUUAGAGAUGAGUACCUGUCUGCCACGAGCGUGGGGAAAAAGUUCAUGGAGCAGCGCUUUGGGAAGAGGGUGAUCCAGAAAGCGGUGGAAGAGUCCUUCAGCAGAGACUGGCUCAACGAGAACUGCAAAGGCUGCCCGCGCUGCGGGACCAACAUACAGAAAGCUGACGGCUGUAAUAAGAUGACCUGUACCUCCUGUAAACAGUACUUCUGUUGGCUGUGCCUGGGCCUCCUCAGCAAAGUCAACCCGUACAGUCACUUUAACAACCCAAAUUCAGCCUGCUACAACCAACUCUUCCAAGGUGUGGAUCUGGAUGAAGAAGAUGCCUUCUGGAGCGACGAGGAGGACUAGCGGCCGCGCGCAGCGCCUCGCCGCUGUCCGCUCCAUUUGAAAGCACUUUAUCUCCCGUAAUCACUUCACUAACACUGCGUGUGUGCGUCAGCGCCGUGGCAACAUGGGAGUAUGUUUUGGAUAUGAUCAGGCAUCUGGGGUACAAAACAUUUAAUGUCUGCGUGUAAAUUUGGAGAUGCUCAAUAUGACCGAUUUGAUGCGUGUAACAUAUUCAGGAAAGGCAAGAACAGCCUUAGCUUUAAUCUCAGAAUGUUUGAGGAACAACUGUUGACAUUUUCUUACAAACAUCAACAACACAGUUAUUGUUAGCGAAUUGUUUUAGAUAUUUAGUUAUUUCCAACUCAAAUGUAAUUCUCUACUAUAUUCUAUAUUCGAUUCCAGGUCUUGGCAUAUUUUUCAUGAGAGGAUUGGACAUUCUCCGGGCUCGUUGUGAUCGACAGGUGCCACCGGAGCCACUGAGUCAGUUUGUCGACGUGUUUGCUUACAAUUAUCUAGCAACGGGCCGUGUUGGCCCUUCUUUUUCAUAUUAAGCAUCUACCCGCUGGCACAUGUCACCACCAUGACAUUCACUCACAGGUCACUUUUCUUCAGAUCAACCCCCAGGUGGAUGAUUUAGUGAAUUUCUAAAUCCAGCUCGAAGUGAUACAUGAAUAAAUGUAGGUAGGGAAACCAGUGGAUUCAUUAUUACCGUGGUUUUGUUGUUGGUUUUGGAUUCACUGCCACAAUGGGAAUCACUUCAUUCUUUUUUUUCCCCUCUUACAGCGGGGUGUGCAUUCUAUGUCCCAAUUUGUCUUUUCCUGAUAUGAGUUGAUCCGCAGAAAUGUGCCUUUGCACUUCAUGUGAUUGAAAUGGAGAGACUAAUGAGAUUGUGUCUUCUGGGGAGUGGGUUUCAUAACUGGGUUGAGUUGCCUGUGUUUUUCCACGCCGAAAAAACAGGAGACACAGCAGUAAUUCAUGGUGGUCACCGGGGGCUGUGGUUCUGGCGGGUGUCGAGUCGUUCAGGGACGGAGGUGGAAGGAAGGAAAUCCUGACUCACUCAACAACCCUCACCUUUAGGAAGGACAUUUGAUUAGAUGUGUUCAUACCCUCCUUUGCACAACUUGUUACUUGAAUGUUGCCAAAGUUAAUCAAAGAGAGGCCAUGUGACCUUGAUAAUGUUUAGAGAAACAAACAUAUUUUGUAUAAUGUUAAUUUAUUUUCCUUUUAUCUUAUUACCUAUAUUUUUUGAAAGGAAAUGGAACUACACUGCUUUCGAAAGCACAGGCUUCUUAAAAAGUAGCGACUGUUUCAAAAGGCCGUGUUGAAAAUGCACUUGGAUUUGCUUUCCCUUCGAUGCAGAAGCCAACGUAUUCAUGGCUCACGGAGGGAACGUUUGGAAACAUGACUUGCAGAUUCAUGUUAAAAUGCAUUCGCCACCAGUUUUGUCGGAAUAAUUGUUCCCAGUUUAGUUUGUCCGGUCCUAUUUCUUCUAAGCUAAUGU